This is a messenger RNA of Mustela erminea (ermine), 3267 nucleotides long. RefSeq names its product F-box protein 24 (gene FBXO24). The coding region runs from base 400 to 2142 and encodes 580 amino acids. Gene Ontology annotation, molecular function: protein binding. Lineage: Eukaryota; Metazoa; Chordata; Mammalia; Carnivora; Mustelidae. The transcript has 10 exons. The record is from RefSeq and is a predicted model, not a curated record.
AAUAGCGGCCCCGAGACGCGUCGGAAGUGGCUAAUCAGAACCCGCCGUGGGGGUGGAGACUCCUGCUCCGGAGUGAGGCGACAGAAGGGAGGGGGCUAGAAUGGAGCGCUCGCCAACGGCCGACGCUCCAGGCCGGCCCGCCCCCUGCAGCCGCAUCCAAUCGCAAUGCUGAGGUCUGGAGAUGGAGCCAAUCAGGUCUAACCAGGAGACGGAGACGCCGGCGCUCUACUAGAAGGGAUAGAGGCCGAGCGACCGCAAACCGGGGCUCCAGGUUUUCUUCCAACGGAGACCAAUCGCAAGGCAGAUAAAAGCGACUGACUGUCACAAAGGCCAGUUAGAGCCUCCGGAGGGAAGCUGGCCCGGCCUCUUCUCUGAGGGACGGCUGUACCUACCAAUAGUAUGGGCGAGAAGGCGGUCCCUUCGCCUAGGAGGAGGCGGGUGAAGCGGAGCUGCCCUUCAUGUGGCCCAGAGCCUGGGGGUGAAGAGAAGAAGGGGAGAGGGAACCCUAUUUCUGUCCAGCUGUUCCCCCCAGAGCUGGUGGAGCAUAUCAUCUCAUUCCUCCCAGUCAGAGAUGUAGUCGCUCUGGGCCAGACCUGCCACUACUUCCACGAAGUUUGCGACGCCGAGGGCGUGUGGAGACGCAUCUGUCGCAGGCUCAGUCCUCGCCUACGAGAGCAGGGUUCUGGGGUCCGGCCCUGGAAGAGAGCUGCCAUUCUUAACUACACGAAGGGCCUGUACUUCCAGGCAUUCGGGGGCCGCCGCCGCUGUCUCAGCAAGAGCGUAGCCCCCCUGCUAGCCCACGGCUACCGCCGCUUCUUGCCCACCAAGGACCAUGUCUUCAUUCUUGACUACGCGGGGACCCUCUUCUUCCUCAAAAAUGCCCUGGUCUCCUCUACCCUUGGCCAGAUCCAGUGGAAGCGAGCCUGCCGCUAUGUUGUGUUGUGUCGCGGAGCCAAGGAUUUUGCCUCGGACCCAAGAUGUGACACGGUUUACCGCAAAUACCUCUAUGUAUUGGCCACUCGGGAGCAGCCAGGCAUGGUGGGCACGACGGGCAGCCGGGCCUGUGACUGUGUCGAGGUCUAUCUGCAGUCCAGUGGGCAGCGUGUCUUCAAGAUGACUUUCCACCACUCCAUGAGCUUCAAACAGAUUGUGCUCGUUGGUCAGGAGACGCAGCGGGCUCUUCUGCUUCUCACAGAGGAAGGAAAGAUCUACUCUUUGGUAGUGAACGAAACCCAGCUGGACCAGCCACGCUCCUACACCAUCCAGCUGGCCCUGAGGAAGGUGUCCCGUUGCCUGCCUCACCUUCGUGUGGCCUGCAUGGCUUCCAACCAGAGCAGUACUCUCUACAUCACGGACCAGGGGGGAGUGUAUUUUGAGGUGCAUACCCCAGGGGUGUAUCGUGAUCUCUUUGGGACCCUUCAAGCCUUUGACCCCCUGGACCAGCAGAUGCCGCUUGCUCUCUCACUGCCUGCCAAGAUCCUAUUUUGUGCUCUUGGCUACAAUCACCUUGGCCUGGUGGAUGAAUUUGGCCGAAUCUUCAUGCAGGGAAAUAACAGAUAUGGGCAGCUGGGGACAGGGGACAAAAUGGACAGAGGGGAACCCACACAGGUGCAUUAUCUACAACGCCCCAUUGCCCUGUGGUGUGGCCUCAACCACUCCCUGGUGCUGAGCCAGAGCUCGGACUUCAGCAAGGAGCUUCUGGGCUGCGGCUGUGGGGCUGGAGGCCGCCUCCCUGGCUGGCCUAAGGGGAGUGCCUCCUUCGUGAAGCUCCACGUCAAGGUUCCUUUGUGUGCCUGUUCCCUCUGCUCGACCAGAGAGUGCCUCUACAUGCUGUCCAGCCAUGACAUCGAGCACCACCCCACCUACCGGGACCUACCAGCCAGCAGGGUGGUGGGGACCCCCGAGCCCAGCCUGGGGCCCGGAGCAUCCCAGGACCCUGGGGGGACAGCCCGGGCGUGUGAGGAGUACCUUAGCCAGAUCCACAGUUGCCCCACGUUGCAGGAUCGCAUGGAAAAAAUGAAGGAGAUCGUGGGCUGGAUGCCCUUGAUGGCGGCACAGAAGGAUUUCUUUUGGGAGGCCUUGGACAUGCUGCAGAGGGCUGCUGCAGGGGUCGGCCCAGGUCCCUCAAACCCUGAGAGCUGACCCCUCCCCCUCCUCAUCUCACCCCCAGAGGGAGAGAGCAGCCCUAGGCCAGGAGCUAAGGAGACACAGGGCGGUAGCGGUAAACACUGUAUGUGCACACGGUGGGGGGGGAUUGCUCGACAUGCCAGGGUGGACAGGGAGCUGUUUUGUAAAAAUGUUUGGGGGGCUGCCCAGGAGGGGCCCCCAAUCUGACUAUCAUGGACAAGAGAUUUGAUGGACAAAUAGAAUAAAAGGCUGAAGUGAGGCCCGGUUUGGAGGAAAAUGGGGCAGGGGACGGGGGCCCGAUGCCUGGCGCGGUGGGCGACGGAGGACAGGAGCAUGGCCGGGGCAGGCAGAGCAGAAGUGGCUCAGGCAUUCAGGUGCUGCAGACCUGACCACCUACAUCUCUCAGCUCGCUUUCCCCUCCCCCCGCCCCCCCCCCCCCCCCGCCCUGGCUUCUGGACUUGGAAGUCCAACCCCCACCUUCUGGAGCGAUGCAGGCAACAUAUGCUACUCGGUUCUCUGGUUCUUUUAGUGGGGUCCUCUGUCCCUCAGACUUGCUCCCAUCCUGAGCAGGCCACUUGCUUCUGACCUCGCAGAGCGUCCUACCCAUUGCCCUUGGUCCCCAGGAAGUCAGUCCUCUCUUCCCCUUCUCCGAUUUACCUCCCGGGUUCAGUCUCAUGUGCUGUCCCUGUCCCUUACGUUCUACUUUGUUCUACUCAGACACAGGACAGGCCCUUCAUCCGCCCGCACACCAUGCCUCCCUAAGCCACUCCCCCACCUCCAAAUACUGGGGAGAGAAAAUAGGCGAGCAGAAUUUUCUCCUUCCGGUAGUCUGGCCCGGGGAUGGGGAGAAGACAGUAGAAAUUCCGUAGUGGAAAAUAAGCUGGAGCCAGGGGGUGGUCAGGAAGGGGGUGAGUGACUGGAUGUCGGGGGGGGGGGGGUCAAGGAAGGACGACCUGUGGGUGCCGGGGAGGCGGGCAUGGGGAGGAUCAUGACGAGGGACCCGAGGCUGUGUUCGCAGGAUGCUCGCACACCUGGCAGAGUGGGCUUCCGGAGGACGGGACCCGGUGCCUGCACUGUGGCUGAGGCUUGAUGCUUCUUCUGCCCUUCACUGCUCGACCCCCUACUUGGGUCAAUAUUUAU